Molecule: messenger RNA, 2862 nt
Organism: Emericellopsis cladophorae
Lineage: Eukaryota; Fungi; Ascomycota; Sordariomycetes; Hypocreales; Bionectriaceae
Exons: 2
Coding region: 1-2862 (953 amino acids)
Biological process (GO): protein deubiquitination
Cellular component (GO): nucleus; cytosol
Molecular function (GO): cysteine-type deubiquitinase activity; cysteine-type endopeptidase activity
Source: RefSeq, a predicted model, not a curated record
AUGGCUGCCAUCAACCACGCCUCCUCGCCGGCACCGAACGGCUUGCCCAAUGCAAGUCCCGCGCGCGGUACUGCGCAGCCACUGCCUCACAUUGAUGAUGUAACCGCGGCGCCUCGCGACAUUGACGGGAACCAGAGCAUCAAGAAGCUUUUGGAACAAUGCGAGUCCUCCCUGAAGACUGCUGAGUUGAUGCGCGAGUUCAACAAAGACGUGCAGGCACUCAAAGGAUACUUGCGCUCGUACAUCAUCGCCGUCCAAACGAUCGAGGGGCACCGUGAUUACGCCGAAAUUCAACACAACCAAAGCAGCCAGCUGCAUAAAAAGCAUAUAGCCCUUUUGCAACAAAUCAAAGGCCUGUGGCCUCAAUACGAUGGUAUCAAGAAGAAAAUCAUUGAGAACAACCGUGUCACGGGGGUUCAACGAUCUGUGCCCCGGCCUAGCUCGGCCUCUUCAUCUUCCUCUCACAGCAACGUUACUGUCAAACCGUCGAAUCAACCGCUGGAUGGCGCUUCUCCGGCGCCGGCAAGAAAGCCAGAGGUGCGCCCAAAACCUCAGGCUCUGCAUGGCAAUGCUUUAAAGAGCAAUCAUGCGCGUGCAUCAUCCGCAAGCAGCGACUUGCUAGCCGCUCGGUUUGCGAAAUUACAAGGCCCGGCAGCUUCACCAGGGCAGGAUCCACGAAUCAAGACGCACGCGUUCGCACACCCUCUGAAACCCGUCGGUCCGCGAGAGAUGCCGCCAGGACAACUGAAGAGGCCCACCAUUGGCAUCGACAGUUCGGUCCCUUCUCUUCCUCAGAUGCCCAAUGCUAUUUACAGCCCUGCACGCGGCAACAUGUCAGAAGAGUCGGUCCGGAUGCCGAGCAGCACACCCCGAGGGUUCAGUCGGACGGGCUCCAGUACAUCGACAUCCUGCAGUCCGAGUGCAUCAUCUCUACCACCCAGCAAGGACUACUUUACACCCGUAUACUCAAACUCAAUCACUUCAGAGCCUGCGGCGCCGACCAAUGGCAUACUCAAGGAAUCUUCUGCGGCUUCGUCCCCCCGACACUCCGUGGAUCUAGCGAAGCGUACGAUAGUCGCCGAGGAGCUUUUCAAGGCCAUGAAGACCAAAAACAUUCUCAUUAUUGACAUUCGCUCCCGGGAACAAUUCGAUGACAGCCACAUCAUGUCCAGGUCCAUCAUCUGCAUCGAGCCGGACAUCCUGACAAGGCCGGACUUGAAUGCAGACGACAUUGCCGAGAGCCUGGUCCUAUCGCCAGGGCAAGACCAGAUCUUGUUUGAGAGAAGGGAUGAGUUCGACCUUGUCGUCUUCUAUGAUGAUACUUCAAAAGGAUAUCCAGUGGUGGCGCGGACAGCAGACGAGAUUGCUAUCAUGUCUUUGCACAGGGCGUUGGUUCAUCUCAGCUAUGCCCGUGAACUCAAGCAAACUCCCUUGCUCUUAAAGGGUGGACUCGAAGCCUGGGCUGAUCUUCUGGGCCCGCAAGGGCUGGAGUCGACGCGUGAUUCAAGCACAAAUGCUGCUAGCCUGCGCAUUAACCGCACAAAGUCAAAAUACAGAGCACGACCCAUGGCUCCGGAUGACGUUAGGGCAUGGCAAGAAAAGUUGAGAACCGAAGAGAUGGAGAAGGCUGCUUCAACCGAGCACUAUAGGACUACAGAAGAUUUCUUGCGCAGGUUCCCAGAGGUGAGCAGGGAACCAGAGGACAUGUCGUCCACUCCCGCUUCAGAGUUGCCACGCCAGCCGGCAGGACCACCGAGGCCUACAAAGCCUCUCGAGUACCAGCCAGUCAGGCAUGCAGUCGAGGGUCUGCCCGCUCCUCUCACACAACCGAAGCCAGCUGUGUCGCGGCCAAAUCACAGCGGUAACGCCAUAAGCUCAGACCCGCUCGAUGGCGUUUCCAAUAGAGAUGCGGGCGCCCAAGUAGCAUCAGCACGGACAACUAAACCGUUCGAUCAGAUGACCACGAAGAAGGAAAGGAACUACACGCGAUCUAUUACGACGCAUGACAAGAGCAAAGAAGUGCUCGGCGACUCACAACAGCACGACGCCCAUGAAUUUAUGAGUUUCGUCUUGGAUGAACUGGACAGAGAAACCAACAGGCAAAGACACGUACUUGCCCUUGACUUGGACAAACCCCUCGACAUGCGCAACAAGUCAGUCCUCGACGGUGCCUUGGAGUACUGGUCGAAAUACUGCGACUCCUCGCGGUCCAUCAGUGAUCAACAUUGUGGGCUUAUGGAAGUCCAGUCAGUGUGUUGUCAAACGUGCAAGACCACGACUUACAGAUGGGGGGUCAUCAAGCAACUCGUCUUGUACCUCAAUGAGCGUGACGCGCAUGACCGCGAGCUCACGCUGCAGAAGCUGAUCCGCCGUUACACUGCUCCCGAGGAAUUGACGGGAUUCCACUGCGACGCAUGCCGUGCGGGGGACAGGACAGCGACGAUCCAGCGAGCCUUCCCCCGGAUGCCGGCGUUGCUGCUCGUCACGAUCCAGAGAUACGGUAUCUCUCGCCAGAGCAAGAUCAUGGCCGAGGUAACGUGGGAUCUUGACACGCUGGACAUGGCACCUUUCCAUCCCCGACCGAACUCAGUCCCUGACAAGAUGCGAACGGACGACAAGGCGUUCAUGGGACCCUUCAAGUACGAAUGCGUAGCCGUCGUGGAGCACUAUGGUGACACGACCAACUCGGGCCACUACACAGCGUAUGUGCGCGAUCCGCGCACCCACGGGUCUGCGUGGCUGUAUUGCGACGACUCUAGGAUCACCAAGGCCAACUUGCAGGGCCACCAUGCGAAUAAGGUUUUCAGAGAUGGCUCUCGUACUCCGUACGUGGCCUUGUUUAGGAUGAAGAGCGGAGCUUGA